ACUCGACAUUUCGAGACCGAACGCCAGUCGAUCAACAGAAGAUGUCGAUUCCAUCAACCAGCAAUGACUACGUACCUCUCGAUCCAGAUCUAUUCAAUCCGGACAUCGUCGGAGAGGCGAACUCGUUCCCGGGUCCAGACGAGAAUUUCUACCCGAGCGAAGAACUAAUCUGGGACGAUAUCGACCAGAACGACCUUGACUAUGAGACCGAGGAAGAAUUUUCUGGGGAAGAAGAACAGCUGGGCUUCAAGGGUAGUUUCAGGUCAAAAAAAAUUGGGACCGCCACCAACAAGCGAAGUAUUCGUGAGCUUGCUGGUAGUAGCGGAGACGAUGGUGAGGACGGACAAGACGACGACGAAUCAGGGGGAGAGGAUGAAGAUUCAGAUCAAGAAUCAGAUCCAGGUGAUCUCCGUCGAUUAAUAGGUGCGAUCCAUGGUCAGGAGGGCAACCAGGGAAAUAGCAGUCAUGGUAUCUUGGGGAAGGAGUGGGACCGGAGUAUGGAUCAAGAACUGAAUGAAUUGAAAGAGGCCGAAGAAGCAAUGAGACCUGGUAAAAGAAAAAGAUUCAAGUUGAGAGGGGAACCGGAGCUGUCAGUCGAAGUAUCAGUCCUCCUUGGAAAAGCAAACUUGGCCUUCAUCGAGAAAAAAUACGAUGAAGCGAUACCCGUGUUUGAAGAGAUUGUGAGGAUUGAACCGAUGUGUAGGAUGGCUUGGAAUAACUUGGGUGCGAUCUACCAAGACAUGGGUGACUUUGAAAGGUCUUCCCAGUUUCGGAUAAUCGGCGCUCAUCUGACUCCGAAGUCUGCCGACAUAUGGAAAGAACUGGCCUCUGAAUCUAGACAGCACGGUUUGCUUUCUCAAGCCAUUUACUGCUACAGCGAGGCUAUCAAGGGGACCAAGAACGACGUGGAAUCCAUGUGGGAUAGAUCUUACCUACUCUUUGAAGUAGGAAGGUCCCGUCAAGCAUUAGCCGGCUACCUUGCGAUUUUGAAAAUCAGUCCCCACAAUCCGGACGUUUUACGUGAGGUGGCCCACUUGUGUGCUACGACCGACGAAAAGGAGCUGCCGAUCAGACUUUUUCAAGAUGCACUGAAGCACUACCAGUCGAUGAUCAUCACCCCACCAGCAGAGUGGCUCACCGAUGGAUUUGGGCUCGAGCAUAUCCAAAUCUUAGUCCGACUAAUGAUCGAGUCCAGAUCUUCGUCUGUUCGUACUGCACAACCAACGGACAACUCUGGCCCUGAAGAUCAAGAACAGCUUCAUCAGCAUUAUUACGAUACACUCAAGCUCAUCAAACAGGCCACACGUUGGCUGCAGGGCCGAUUAGACCCCACUAGGCCAGAUUUUUUGGAUUGGGACUUGCUCGAGGAUGACCGCGAGUACGACCCCCUGCGGAAGAAUAGGGAGGCAUGGGAAUACUUACCUGAUCCUCGUUAUGAAGAAUCACCUACUUAUCCAUUGACAAAUGAGCUCCGAACUUACCUGGGCAUUUGUCGGUUGUACAUUGGAGAUGAAGAUGAGGCUGCGCUUCACUUCGAUAUGAUCAAAAGUCUUGGCAUUGAAGAAAACGCUGAGCUAUGUAUGAGUAUUGGUGAUGCGUAUUGUGAAUGCGCUCAAUGGGACGAAGCUUUGGAUUUUUAUCAUGAGCUAGCGGAAAAUGAUUCGACCAACAACGCAAAGCUCUGGCAUAAAAUCGGACGGUGUUACCGCCACUUGGGUAAUUUAGAGGGAGCGCUGGAGUGCUUCGAAGCCGUCGCCGAGACAGAUUCAUUAGAUUUAUUAGCAAAGACUCAGCUUGCAGAGCUCUAUGAGCAACUUGGCUUCCGCCAAAAAGCCUUAGACAUGGUUAAUGACCUGAUUGAACUUCGAAGAAAGGCCAGAGAAACUGGGGUCUCGAUCGAGAAUGAGCUAACUUCCACGAAUGGAAAUCCAAGCCGGGCCAACACGUUGGCUUCACGGACGGCCGCAAGCCGAUCCUUGGCUGAGAGGAGAAUUGACGAAGAGCUUUUGACUCAGAAAUAUGUCAAGACUUAUGAUAAACUGGAAACCAUAAGCUCCAAGCUAGCAACCGACCCCGCGUCCGAUGGGUUGUCUUUGAUGACCGAAUACGUCCGACUGGCCACCCCUCUAGUAGAAGGCUUUAGAGAAACACCGGCCUUAUUCCCAUGCGUCUUGAGCGCCAAGUUUGGCGGACUGAAUACGACUGCCCCACGAUCUGGCAAGCGUGACGAAACUACGGCCAAGUCAUCAGCAAAUCCCGAAGAGACAGUUCAUCCCGAGACGGCGCAGGAAUUUCGUGGAAUCCGCUUUGCGAAUUGGGUGCGAAUAUUUGUCUAUUAUGCAUUCUCUUGUGCUAAGAUGGACCAGGUAGAUGAGGCGUGUGAAGUGUUAGGACACGUGAUGAGAGCUCCCACAUUCAGACAAUCAGCACCAAUGCAGCAGGUGCUUCGAUUAGCCUAUGCUGCUAGCUGUCUCGCAAAGGGCGACUUUAUCGAGACCGUGGACACCAUACGUUGGCUCAGCGCAAGAAUGCCGUACCAUAAUGAUCUGGUCCGGCUUAUCAACGCCUUGUUAAGUCGAGGAUUCGAGCAAUCGGUUGCCUUUUUUAAUACAAACACCCAGAAAUGGUUGUUGAGGCAGAUCCAAAUCAUUGAUGGCUACAUUGGCAAGCCGCAUUCGCGCCCAGGAUAUCGCAACCUGAAUGAUGAUGAUGACGGGGACGAUGUGAUGGAUCAAGACGCCGAAUCGACCGCCGUGCAAGCUAGUCAACUUACUCGCCAGGAACGCGCUCAUCCAAAUGAAGCGAUGAUGAAAAAACAGAUGAUGAAAGACGACGAAGGCGAAGAGGAAAACGACUCGUAUUGGAAACCUUCGAAGUUUAAGCCCACCAAAUUAAGUCCGGUAUUCCUCAUCACCUUUGCCCAAAUCUUGGCUGGAACUCGGAGCUUCAAAUCUGCUAUCGUAUACUACUUGCGGAUAAGAGAAUCAUACCCAGAUGAACCUCUGAUCAAUUUAUUAUUGGCGAUAACCUAUGUCCAAAGAGCCAUGCAACGCCAGACGGACAAUCGACACCAUCAAAUUGUCCAAGGGUUGGCCUUUUUUGAACAUUAUCGGGCGGUGCGACAUAAAGAGUUUGGGCAGGAGGUUGAGUUCAACCUUGGGCGGAUUUAUCAUGGCCUUGGGCUAUCGUCGCUCGCGAUCACUCACUACAACCGCGUUCUCGCGCUUGCUCCAUUGCUCCAUCAAUCAUCGCCAUCAUCGCAAGACCCACAAUCAUCCUCCGAGCCCCCAACAGAUUUAUCCAAUCUGGCAGCUUAUAAUCUCGUCUUGAUCUACUCCACCUCCGGCUCGCCCGAUCUUGCACACCGCCUCACGUGUCAAUACCUUACUGUUUAAUUCUCACCGUUAAUUAAUUUAAUUGCUCGAUUAGGAUGUCUUCAUCUUCUAUAAAAUUCAAAUAGUGGUCAUGAAAUUUCUUAUCAGGAUAUGUUCAACAAAUCAUCUAUAUGUAUCUUGUAAUCUUUCUUGUUUGCAGUAUUGUACUAUUCCCCACCUCUUGUCGAUCGGCGCGCAGGAUCCACCAGUGCCAGACUAAAAAAAUUGGUGUGGAUGGUGAUGCACGCCAAUUUUC
This is a messenger RNA of Puccinia graminis f. sp. tritici CRL 75-36-700-3, 3630 nucleotides long. RefSeq lists its product as uncharacterized. Bases 42 to 3395 code for a protein of 1117 amino acids. Gene Ontology annotation, molecular function: protein binding. NCBI's taxonomy places the organism in Eukaryota, Fungi, Basidiomycota, Pucciniomycetes, Pucciniales, Pucciniaceae. Gene Ontology annotation, biological process: transcription by RNA polymerase III. Gene Ontology annotation, cellular component: transcription factor TFIIIC complex. The record is from RefSeq and is a predicted model, not a curated record. The transcript is spliced from 16 exons.